CUGUUGUGCUGAGGAAGAAAACGGCUCCCUGCUCCUUCUUUUUUUUUUUUCUUUUUUUUCCCUCUCCUUUCUUCUUGCCUGAAUUAGAAGCUCCAGGAAUGCGCUAAUUGGCGGCGGCCUCUUCAGAAAGGAAAAUGGGUCUUGUUAUGUGAGGACGUUGAGGAAACAGUCCCCAGCUACCGAGAGGAAGAAAGGCCGGUGGGACAUACUCAGAUCGAGGGAUUUUAAUGGCUUUCAGGUAGAAGCCAAGUGGAGACAAUCAAAAUGAAUUCUAUGGACAGGCACAUACAGCAGACCAAUGACCGGCUGCAGUGCAUAAAACAGCACUUACAGAACCCUGCAAACUUCCAUAAUGCAGCAACAGAGCUCCUGGACUGGUGCGGAGACCCCAGAGCCUUCCAGAGACCGUUUGAGCAGAGCCUGAUGGGUUGUUUGACGGUGGUUAGUCGAGUGGCAGCUCAGCAAGGAUUUGACUUGGACCUUGGAUACAGGCUACUGGCAGUAUGUGCAGCCAACAGGGACAAAUUCACUCCAAAAUCAGCUGCGCUGCUUUCGUCGUGGUGUGAGGAGCUGGGACGGCUCUUGCUGCUUCGCCACCAGAAAAGCCGGCAGAACGAUCCUCCAGGGAAGCUACCCAUGCAACCCCCCAUGAACUCUAUGAGCUCCAUGAAACCCACCCUCUCUCAUAGUGAUGGGUCUUUCCCUUACGAUUCUGUUCCCUGGCAGCAAAAUACCAACCAGCCUCCAGGCUCUUUAUCGGUGGUCACCACAGUAUGGGGUGUGACUAACACCUCUCAAAGCCAGGUGCUGGGAAAUCCAAUGGCAAAUGCUAAUAACCCUAUGAACCCAGCAGGAAAUCCCAUGGCUUCUGGGAUGACUACCAGCAACCCUGGAAUCAAUUCCCCUCAGUUUGCUGGACAGCAGCAACAAUUUUCAGCCAAGGCAGGCUCCACUCAGCCGUACAUACAGCAGGGCAUGUAUGGGCGACCCAAUUAUCCUGGAAGUGGAGGCUUUGGUGGCAGUUACCCUGGAGGCCCAAAUACUCCGGCAGGAAUGGGGAUCCCCCCACACACGAGGCCGCCAGCUGAUUUCACCCAGCCAGCUGCAGCUGCUGCUGCUGCUGCAGGUGCAGCGACAGCUACAGCUACAGCUACUGUGGCAGCCCUUCAGGAAACCCAGAAUAAGGACAUGAACCAGUAUGGACCGGUUUGUUCCUCUUUCCAGAUGGGUCCAACUCAGGCUUACAACAACCAGUUUAUGAACCAGCCUGGUCCUCGUGGCCCUGCUUCUAUGCCAGGCAACAUGAACCCAGCAAGCAUGGGAGCAGGAAUGACGCCUUCCAGUAUGAGUGGGCCACCCAUGGGCAUGAACCAGCCUCGGCCUCCUGGAAUGAGUCCCUUCAGCACCCAUGGGCAGAGGAUGCCUCAGCAAGCCUACCCAGGCCCACGCCCCCAGUCUUUGCCUAUACAGGGCAUAAAGAGACCGUACCCAGGAGAGCCGAAUUAUGGAAACCAGCAGUAUGGACCAAAUAGCCAGUUUCCAAAUCAGCCUGGUCAGUACCCCACUCCCAACCCUCCAAGACCCCUUACGUCUCCCAACUAUCCUGGACAGAGGAUGCCAAGCCAGCAAAACACAGGGCAGUACCCUCCUCCAACGGUCAACAUGGGGCAGUAUUACAAGCCAUCAAGGCCUGUACCUGUGGCAAAUUACCCUCAUUCACCUGUUCCAGGAAACCCCACGCCACCUAUGACUCCAGGGAGCAAUAUUCCUCCAUACCUGUCACCUAACCAGGAUGUCAAACCACCAUUCCCACCUGACAUUAAACCAAAUAUCAAUGCUUUACCACCACCUCCAAAUGCUAAAGGGAAAGUUCACGCUUUCUCUCCCUCUUCGAUCCCAGCCAACCACAAUGAUGAGCUGCGUCUGACGUUUCCCGUGAGAGAUGGUGUUGUACUGGAGCCCUUCCGGCUGGAACACAACCUGGCAGUCAGUAACCAUGUCUUUCACUUACGGCCAACUGUUCAUCAGACGCUGAUGUGGAGGUCUGACUUGGAAUUACAGUUCAAGUGCUAUCACCAUGAAGACAGACAAAUGAACACAAACUGGCCAGCUUCAGUCCAGGUCAGCGUUAAUGCAACCCCACUUACCAUCGAACGUGGCGACAACAAGACAUCUCAUAAACCUCUGCACCUAAAGCACGUCUGCCAGCCAGGAAGAAACACGAUUCAAAUUACAGUCACAGCGUGUUGUUGUUCACACUUGUUCGUGUUGCAGUUAGUACACCGGCCAUCAGUUCGCUCCGUACUUCAAGGUCUACUAAAGAAACGCCUCCUCCCAGCAGAACAUUGUAUCACUAAGAUAAAGAGGAACUUCAGUAGCGUAGCAGCUUCCUCUGGCAACGCGACACUAAAUGGCGAAGAUGGAGUAGAGCAAACUGCUAUUAAAGUGUCUCUGAAGUGUCCGAUCACAUUCCGGCGGAUUCAGCUCCCAGCAAGGGGUCAUGAUUGCAAGCAUGUGCAAUGCUUUGAUCUGGAAUCUUACUUGCAACUGAACUGUGAAAGAGGAACUUGGAGGUGUCCGGUAUGCAAUAAAACGGCUCUGCUGGAGGGCUUGGAGGUUGACCAGUAUAUGUGGGGUAUUCUGAACGCUAUACAAAACUCAGAGUUUGAAGAAGUUACCAUUGAUCCAACUUGCAGUUGGAGGCCGGUCCCUAUAAAGUCAGAUAUUCACAUCAAAGAUGACCCAGAUGGCAUUCCCUCAAAAAGAUUUAAGACCAUGAGUCCAAGCCAGAUGAUCAUGCCAAAUGUGAUGGAGAUGAUUGCAGCUUUGGGUCCUGGCCCAUCACCUUACCCAUCCCUACCCCCUCCUCCAGGAGGCAACAACUCCACUGAAUAUGGUAACCAAGGCAACAGUUACCAAGGUCAUGGCAAUUUUGACUUCCCACACGGGAAUCCCGGUGGCACGUCUAUGAAUGACUUCAUGCAUGGGCCACAGCUGUCACAUCCCCCAGACAUGCCGAGCAGCAUGGCAGCUCUCGACAAACCUCUCAGCCACCCCAUGCAGGAAUCUAUCCCUCAUCCCGGCAGCACUGAUCAGUCCCAUACUUCCAUGCAGCAAGGUUUGCACGUCCCUCACCCCAGCAGCCAGUCAGGGCAGCCAUUACAUCACAGCGGGCCUCCUACCCAGCAGUCCCGGCAGCCGCCCCCGGCCGCUUCUAGCAACCAUCCACACAGUGACCUGACCUUUAAUCCCUCCUCAGCCUUAGAGGGUCAGGCUGGUGGACAGGGAGCACCCGACAUGCCGGAGCCCUCGCUGGAUCUGCUUCCAGAACUCACAAAUCCAGAUGAGCUGCUUUCGUACCUGGAUCCUCCUGAUUUGCCAAGCAAUAGCAAUGAUGACCUUCUGUCUCUCUUUGAGAACAACUGAAACCAUAUGUAUUCUCCCAUCCCUUGCACUUGUUCACAUGUGUGUGGCUGCACAGCGAGGAAUCUUAACACUCCUUUUCCACAAGAGAAGAAAAAAAACUCACAACUUGAUCCAAUGGUGCACUCCCUGCUUUCUUCAUCUCAGAACUGCUUUAGUCAGCUUCAAAGACUGCGAAAGUGAUGGGAGGAAAAAAAUACAAAAAAAACAAACAAAUAAAUGCAGUAAUCUCCGAGUCUGCCGUGCUACACGUGACAAAGAAGCAUAGACAGUUGUGCAGCUAUUGGAAACCCCAUUUGUUGUUCAUCCUCUAGAGAGAGAGUUCUGUGAUAAACAUAGUGUGAAGUAUCUUGGCAAAAACGAAUCUUGGCAAGGGAAGAAAAGGCAACAAAAUGGAACUGUCUUUAAUUGACCCGUCUCAGAGUGUCCUUCCAACGCGUGUUCUUCCAUUUUUUUGAAACUGUAUCUCCCUCCACCCCACCUCCCCUCUGCCCCCCUCCAACCACAGGUUUGCGUUGGAGCGAUUGUCCUGGCCACACACAAAAAGAAAAACAAAAACACGUACAAAGCUCAAAAAAGCACAAAUCCUACAGUCGAGUGGCAAAGAUAGGGAAGACAUACAGGCCCGUCAGAGGGAGCCAGCAGUUUAGCUAAUGCGACUUCAGUAGCGGAGUCCUGAGAAUCUCCAGGCUGCAGCCGUGGGUGUUGGUAUUUCUGCAAGCGCAGGAAUCUUAGCCACCUCUUUGCAGAGGGUUCCUCUGGCCAAACACACAGAUUGGAAACACCCAGGAAAAAUUUAAAAAAAAAAAAAAAGUUUGCAAGGUUUAGGGAUUUUUUGUGGUUUUGGUUUCAAAUCGGUACCAUUUGUGGCUGCGUUAACAUCCAGCUGUUGAGAUUGCUGUAAUAGAUCUUUUUGCUGUGUAUGUCGUACGGAAUGGAAAAGAGAGGGAGGGGGGAUGCAAACCAAACUGUUCCUGAUUAUUACCUACAGCCUUCGGUGCCCCGAGCGUUGGUGUCACUGUCUGUACUGCACAAUACAUAGUAAGACAAGCUGGGUUGAAGGCAGCCAGGAGAUCAUUGCAGGAUGGAGGGAGAGUAACAUCGCUAUCUGCAUAAUUAUUUUUAAUAAUCGGCUUGAGAAGGGGCAUUGACAUUGGACAGACACCUUACGGCUUCAUUUUUGUUUUGCUUUGCGUUCUGUUUUCGUGACUGUUACAGAUAAUUCAGCCUUUUUCUUUUCUCCUCCUUCGGUUUCUUUUUUUAAACUUUGGCUACCGGGAUGAGCUCUUUCUCCUGAAGGACCGGGCAUGGGGAGAAUAAGUAACUGUCGGUAGAUUGCUACUGCCCUCAAGAGACCCUGCUGCCACAAUCACUGUCUUGCCCCUGUGAUCUGUGCUUCUCGUGUGAUUGCUGCUCCUGCAUGAGCUUCCUAUUGCUUCUGUGCCCAUUUCUGUGCUCUUUGUCUCUCUCUCUCUUUCUCUCUUAUAAAUGAUGUACAGUAGCUGUGUAAGAAGUGCAUGUGUGCCAACUUUGCCCUUGUGGUGCAACAUUUCAGCUUUUGCCCACUGUACAGUUAUCGGUUUCCUUUCUUUUUGUUACUAAAGCAAAUUUGACCCUACUCCUUUUCCUCGUCCCAGAUCCAAUCAAACACCCUUCGUUUGCUCGCCACAAUACGUUUUAAACUGAAGUGCCAGGCAAAAUUUGGUUUGUUCCCGUCGGUUUGACUAGAUAGCUUCCUAGCCCUCUGUGUUUAGUUUGCGAUGCUGUAAAUGGCAUGCUCUGUGCUUACGACUCUGGAUUUGCGUUCCUCACCAAAGUCAUAUUUGUAAAUUCUUUGCGGUUUUUGUUUUAUUUUGCUCUUUUUGUUAACGUUUCCCACUACUGCUGUACAUGCGUCAUGAUAUAUAUAUGCUAGUCAGCAGCACCUUGCUGUAGAUAUUAAAGGAAAUGGCGGUUUAGUUCUUUUAUUUUCCAGUAGGAGUAUUGAAUCUGUCAAACAUAUUAUGUAGAGAUGGUCCCACACUUAUAUUUUUCCUGUUUCGAGUUUUUUUAAGAAAGGCGCUGUUCAUUAUGCAAAAUCAAUUAUUUUAAGAAUUGCUAUUGUAAAUAUCUUUGUGAAUAUUUUAGUAUCGUCUUUGAUAAUAUUCAACAUUUUCAUGAUCUGGUUAUACUUUUGCUGGUGUUUUUAAAUACCUUGUCUGAAGAAAAAUAUGGGUCCUUUUUUAAAAAAGAAAAAUGAGGGUUCUUUAACAGAGUAAGGGAGUUGUUUUUUUUUUUUCUUUUUUUCCCCCCGUUUUCUUUUGAUAAAUUAGCCCAAAUUUCGUAUCCGUUUAUGUGAUGAAUGAAUUGAUACAUCAGGCAGUACCUGGACAAUCGGGGCCCAGCUCUGUCGUGGAAACAUAAUAAUAAGUGAUUGCCUAGGGCAAAAAAAAAAUAAAACCCCAACUAACCGACCGGUGUUCAUCGACCGUGGGUGAUUGUGGGCUGGUAAUGGCAGAGACGAUGUUCGUUUGCCCGAGGCGAGCAGAACACCUAGGACCAGCUGUCUGAACAGGUAAAGACGCGCUAAGGCAAGCAGGACGUACGUAAGGUACCGUAUUUAUAUCGCUGUACUGGUGCUCCGGUCCCUGAAGCUGGGGCGCUGUAACACUUAGGGAUGUUGGUGGGUGGGGGAGGGAAACAGUAUAGUAUAUUUUAUUCUGCUUAGAAGUGUCUUUUUUCUUAUGUAGGCUUGACAACCUGUAGAGGAUCUCUGCAGAAUAUUAAAGAUACCUUGGUGUAAUACAUGGUAAUAUGGUUGUGGUGUGGUGCCGCUAUCACACAGUUCCUAGGAAAGACCGUUCUUCAGUUACAGAUGUGUUUUGUAGCCAUUUUACCGUAGUAGUUUCCCCCUGUGUUUUUGCUGCGUUGUUUAUGUAGGUAUUGAAAUCAUUUGCAGGGGCGGCUAAUGAUAAACUGACUUUAUGCCCUUAGAGUUUGGGG
Aptenodytes forsteri (emperor penguin) is the source of this 6405-nucleotide messenger RNA. RefSeq names its product zinc finger MIZ-type containing 1 (gene ZMIZ1). The record is from RefSeq and is a predicted model, not a curated record. Bases 265 to 3426 code for a protein of 1053 amino acids. Gene Ontology annotation, molecular function: SUMO ligase activity; zinc ion binding. NCBI's taxonomy places the organism in Eukaryota, Metazoa, Chordata, Aves, Sphenisciformes, Spheniscidae. Gene Ontology annotation, biological process: regulation of transcription by RNA polymerase II; protein sumoylation. The transcript is spliced from 22 exons.